AGUGCUCACAAUAAGCGACCCCAGCUCAUAAAAGAGGAACGAGCGAAAUAACAUUUAUCUUCCUAUCUCCUUUACACACGAACUGUCGAUGGUUAUGUUGUUGCUCAAAGAAUAAUCGUGAAUUUGGUGCAACAAUUUUCCCUAAAAAAAGCAAUAAUAAUACAAUCAGUGACGUUGUGAAGUGAUAAAGUGAUUCACCAACAUUCAGCCAGUCUACCGAUUCUCACGGAAUUUUUGUGAUUUCACUCACUUGCCGUAUUUUCCGCAACAUAUUCGAGGCGUGGCUUUUUUCGCUGGCUAAUAUUCUUUAUUAUUUAAGCUUCUGAAUUAACUUGGAGACAGACUAUCUCACGGCAUAAUCAUGGUAUCCUACACACUGGCACCCUUCCAGGAGCCCCGUGGAGUAAUGAGAAUCCUGCAAUUUAUCUUUGCAAUUUGCGCUUUUGCCACCACCGUCAACUUCUCUACAACGUUAACAAUGCAGAAUUGCGAUUUAAAAAAUGAAACUCGUAGCUUUGAUCUGGAGUAUCCCUUCCGAUUUGCUGCUACGCUUUGCAGAGUUGGUGAUACAGAUAAGAGUGUAUCCGCCAUUGUGUCUUCAGAUGCUCAAUUUUUCGUGGCCACUGGUGUCCUGUCGCUUCUUUACUGCAUUUUCAUAAUUGUCGUGUAUGCUUUUAUCGAUGAGCUGUAUAAGAGUAAGACGGAGAUACCCCUCGCGGACUUCAUGCUAACCACCGUUCUCGCGGUGUUCUGGCUCUCCGGAAGUGCUGCCUGGGCAAAUGGUACUAACGCCCUUAAGAGUGUAACUGAUCCAACUGAUAUUAGGACAUUGUGCGGUAAUCUCAACAGCUGCAUGGUGACUGUGGGUAGUUUCUCACGACUUAAUAUUUCUCUGAUCUUUGGCUUUCUCAACUUCUUCCUGUGGGCAUCUGAUUUGUGGUUCCUCUACAAGGAAACAAUUUGGUUCCAAUCACGACAGGCUGCAACAUCUCCAGGAGUCUAAGAGGGAUCUUCAAUAAUCCGUGCUUAACAAUCAUAUCUGUGGGCAGUACAAUGGUAAAAAUGAAAAUGAAUACAAAUGAAAAUCAUUUUUUUGAGUAAAGAAGUAUGAUGCCAUAGGCUGGAUUCUAUUGUACACCUUGAGAAGCCAUCAGUUAUUUUUAUUGUUUUGAUAUUUUAGUAAGUAAUUUUGGUCUCUUCUUCGUUUUAUUUUUUUUUUUAUUUCUGCCGAAAGCACAAAAUCAACUAGUCAGAGUCAGUUGUUGUAUUGCCAACAUGGCUGUUAACUUAAUUGAUUUAGUGAUUCGUUAUUAAUAUACAUAUUAAUUUUAAGACAUAAUAUGGCAAAGAAUAUGUAAUUUGUUGGAUGACCAAGAAAAUUUUACAAUUGAAUUACGAUGUAUAUAUGGCACAGAGAUCAAUUUAAUUAUUCGCAACUGAUUGUUGGUAGAAGACAUUGAGAGUGAGUCAUAUGUCAUCAAGUAUCAGACAAUGAGCUCAUAUCUUUACAAAAAUCUUUGCGAUGAAAAAUUCUGAAAAGAUUCGCAUUUGAAGGUGAAAAAAUGUAUAUAACAUUAUUCAAAAAUUGUUGAUGUAUAUGUAGGUAUUUUCUUUUUUUUGGUCAUCUAACAUGAGUAAUUUUUCUCCGGGUCCACGAAACACACGAUUUUAUUUUAAACUUUUUAUCUUAUUCUUUACACAACAUCUACUAUUAAAAUCAAUAUUUUUCUUUUAAAGAAAAAAAAAUAUAAUAAAUGAGUGAAGAAUACAAUAAUAUUGUCACCAUUUUUGCAUUUGCAAUGGGUCUACAUCUAUUAUAUAAAGGAACAAUACACAAUCACACGAUUUAGAUGAAUUUUUAAAAUGACAAAAGUUUAUUAAUUAAACUUGAAUAAAAUAUUUUUCUUGUUUUUUAUUUUAUAUGUAAAAAAAAACUUACCAGUAAUAAUCUCACAAAAACAUAUUUUUCUACAAAUUUGGAGAGUUAAUUUUUGAAAAGAUAAUACUAUUUACACAUAAAUAUACAAAAAUAAUUGAUGAAAACACAAAACAUUUUUCUAUAAUAUUCAAUGUUUCUUUUAUAUACACAUUCAUGUGCGAAAAAAUAGUAUAAAGACAUUUUUUUUUUGCAUUAUUCCUUUUAAAGAAGAGUUAUCAUCAUCAAGAAUUAAAAUUUAUUUUUUCUUUGAAUUAAUUCCCAUUAAAAUUUUUCUUUAGAAUAUAACCUUAUUCUGAAAUUUUUUGCUAUUUUUUGGCACAUGAUUGUAUCUUUUUAAAUAAGCUAGAAGAGAAUGGACUGAAAAACAAAGAGUUUUAAUUAAUUAAAGAGAUAAAAAUUGCAUAACACCAAUUGUCUCUACCUCCUACAUAUCUAACAAUAUUUUCUUCACACCGUUUUUUGCAUAAUUCAAUACAUAAUAGAUUCUAUUCUCUGAGUUUGUUCUUCACGGAAAUUAUUACAAAAAAAAUUAUUGUCUAACAUGGACAGAAUUUGUUCAAAUGAAUAAAGGAAAACGGAAUUUAAUAAAAGACAAUGUUAAGGGAAUAUUUUAUCAAUAAAAGUAUUUAAAGAAAAUUAAUAAGGAGAAAUAAUUUAAAAGAUAUAAAAGAUUUAAAUAGGAAUACUUGUUGGUUUUUUGGUGCCAAAUGAUUGUACAUACAUACCGUACUUUGAAGACAUACACAGAAAAAAAAAUAUUUGGAGAACUUAAAGAAGCAUAAAAUAUGUAUCUGAAAGUUCAUUAUAAAUAGAAAAAUAUGGAAAAAAUGUUGACAUAAAGAGAGUUGUAGAUUUAAAACACAAAUUAGUGUAGGUAACUCAAAAUGAGACACACACACGAUAAGAGAAGUUAUAUAUUAAAAAUAUUCAAUGUGUAUUUUCGCAAGUAAUGUUGCGACAAAUAUGAGAGCGAAAUUAAAAGUAUACCUUAUGUAUGUAUCGCAAAUAAAGAAGAAGUAACAACAAUGCCCCAGUGCAAAUAAUGCUGGGUUUUUUUUCUGUUUUGCUUUCAUGAUAUCAUGUGACAAUUUAGUGUUUAUGUGACGAAAAGCAUAGGAAUUUCAAACAAAAAAAAAAACAUUGUUAAACUUUUGUGACAGGAACUAAGGCUAGAAAUUGGCAAUAGAUAUUUUUUUCGUUGUAUUUUAUGACAUGAAUUUGGAAGCAAAAAAAUAAUCAAUUCUCCAGCAAAUCAAGUAAAAGAAAAUUGUACGGCAAAUCAUUAAAGUACUCGUAGCUUCAUGUUGUGCUUUACGUAAUUGUGCGAGAUGAAAGAAUAGUAUGAUUACUUAAUAGAAGAACACUUUACCUUUUAAUUUAACAUUAUUAUUUGAAUUAUUCUAUUUAAUGAAAUUAAAAUGUAGAUUCAUAUAGUAUACUUAGGUAUAUAGUACUAAAUUGUAGAUCUUUUCGGUUUUUGAUCUUUUUGAUCAUUACUUUUAGUUUUCAAAUAAUUACAGAAUGCAAUUUGUAGAUGACUUUUUUUGUCAAUUCAUUGAAUAAUAAAUCAAAAAUAUGGCAAUAACUUGAUUUUCUUACAAUAAUUUACAGAGAAACGAUUUUUUUUUAAAAGUAAAAACCAAUUUUUGGUUUUAUUUCCUACCAAAUAAUAAAACAGUCAAGUCACAAUAAUCGUAUACAAAGUAUUCCUUCAGUAAGUUACAGAAUUUAUUAUUUGUCUUGAACAAUUUUAUGUAAGGAAUUUAAUCAAAUUAAUCUUUAUAUUUAAAAAUUUGUCAGGUAUUUUAAUUACCUUAAAAUAUUAAAAUUACCUUUUACCUUAAAAAUCUGUCCACAAUUUCUCUUAAAUGUGUUUUAAUUCAGAUUACCCAACACAAGUGAAUAAUAAUUUUUAAUAUGUAUAAUUAUUUUAUAAUACCUACAAGUUUAUUAUCUUAAUUUUUUCUACAAGUAAUAUUUAGAUGAAACAUUAACCAGUAGUUUUAUGAUUAAGUAUCUUUAGGUAUGCGUAUGAUAAAUUCAUUAAAAAAAUAAAAAUAUAUUCACGAAUUAGUUAUUGAGCUUCACGUAUCAUGUAUAUAAGAAAAUAACAAUAAUUAGAUUUUAUUUAAUAUUAGUUAUAAUGUUACGUACAAGAGCGUAAUGAAAAUAUUUAAAACUUGAGUAAAGAGUUAAAUGAGUGUUCAAAAA
Molecule: messenger RNA, 4150 nt
Organism: Lutzomyia longipalpis
Lineage: Eukaryota; Metazoa; Arthropoda; Insecta; Diptera; Psychodidae
Product: synaptophysin-like
Exons: 4
Coding region: 362-1003 (213 amino acids)
Cellular component (GO): synaptic vesicle membrane; synaptic vesicle
Source: RefSeq, a predicted model, not a curated record